CGUAAUAUAAUGAGUUUGGAAAAUUCAAAUGAAGAAAUCAAUACCAGUACAGCCAAAGAUGAGUUAAUACCCGUAACUAAAAGAGAAAUAGUAGGAUGGUAUAUUCUUUGUGCAGCUAACGGGAUUUAUAGCGGUGCUCCAAUAGGAGUACUCAUUCCUUUAUUCCUUGAGAAUCUUGCUGGUCGGGCUGGAUACGAGCUUGACAAAAAUUGUAGAGUCCUUCGAUUUGCUCCAGACCAAAUAAUCAUUCAAGAAUUAACAAAUUAUAUAUUGAUUUUAGAUUUGCAAAAAAGAUUCUCCUUGGUUUAUGGCUUGUCUGCUUAUGAACCUUUCUUAAAAAAUUUCUACAGAAUUAUAUUUAUUGGCUGGUCUAUUCGCUAUUAUAUCGUAAGUAUAAUAAAUUGUUGUUUUGGAGCAGCAAACAUCUUUUCUACGGCAUAUAUCUCAAUGUUUUCACGAAUUCAUCCGAAGGUCAUAGAAGCAAAGCAUUCUGAUGUGUCUAUUACCGAAAUCAAAAAAUUGGAAGACAAUAUGACUGUUAAUUUAUCAUCUCAUUCAUCGGUUAUAACAACUUUUUUUAUAAUGUUAGUAAUGUUUGCAGUUGGUGGAAUUCUUGCAUUAUUACAAAGUUCGUUAUAUGGCAUUCAAGUCGCAUUAGCUUUUUCAGGAUUUUGUUGGCUGAUUUUAUUGAUUUUUCCGACAAUAUGGUUAACUAAUAGGCCAAAACCUCCUUUACCGAUUGGAGAAAAUUAUAUAUUAUACUCAUGGAAACGUGUGGGAAAAAUAAUAUUAUCAACUAGAUCUCUCUGGCAAACAAUAAAACUCCUAGUUGGUUGGUUUCUCAUAUCAGAUAGUGUAAACACAUUAGGUGUAGUCGGUGUUCUGUUUGGUAAAAAGCAGCUUGGAAUGACUGAUGCUGAAAUUACACUAAUUACACCACUAGUUCCAGUAUUCGAAAUAAUAGGCGUAUAUCUAUUACUCUAUCUACAAAAAGUAUUUCAUUUGAGUGAGAAGACAAUCGUUAUAAUGUCUUCAGUAUUUACAUGUAUAUUGCCACUAUAUUCGAUAUUAGGAUAUUGGUUGCCAUUCGGAUUAAAUAACAAAUGGGAGAUUUGGUUGUUUUGGAUAUGGUACGGAAUAUCUAUUGGUACAAUAUUUAAUUAUUGUCGAGCUCUCUUUGCUAUUAUGAUACCUAUAGGACAUGAAAACGAGUUUUUUUCUUUAUAUCAGAUUACUGCAAAGGGUUCCAGUUGGUUAGGGACUAUUAUAUCAGGUGCAAUUGUAAAUUAUUCUCAUAAUUUAAGGGAUCCCUUUUGGUUUUUAUUCGCUGUAUCUUUUUUGCCUGUUUUAAUAUUUUUCACGAUUAAUGUCGAGAAAGGUAAACAAGAGUCUGAAAAGUAUUCUAAUAUAGAAUAG
Messenger RNA from Scutellospora calospora, 1416 nucleotides. Lineage: Eukaryota; Fungi; Glomeromycota; Glomeromycetes; Diversisporales; Gigasporaceae. The record is from the annotation of a GenBank genome assembly.